Molecule: messenger RNA, 1758 nt
Organism: Exophiala oligosperma
Lineage: Eukaryota; Fungi; Ascomycota; Eurotiomycetes; Chaetothyriales; Herpotrichiellaceae
Exons: 2
Coding region: 480-1430 (316 amino acids)
Biological process (GO): ubiquitin-dependent protein catabolic process
Cellular component (GO): cytoplasm
Molecular function (GO): ubiquitin binding; ubiquitin conjugating enzyme binding
Source: RefSeq, a predicted model, not a curated record
UGCAGCACACAACGCAGGUUGACAAAAGGACUUUUUAUCUACAGCACAGUCAAAUUCAACUGAUUGGAUAUACUAGCUCCCUAGCCAUAAUGGCCAACAACGAAACUGUAAGUUCUUGAGCUCCCCCAGGGCACGCUCAACGCUAAGGUUAUCCUCAGGGUUCGCCAGUAUCUCCAUUGAAAGCUAAUGAUGGACCUCCUGAGUCUCCUACAACAGCCCGUCCCCUGGACUUUGACAGCGAUCAAGAGACAGGCACCAUAUCAACUCCCACGAAGACGUCCAAGCCAGAAACUCUCCCUACUCUACCUCCCAAAGAUGACCCAGCACCACCCGCGAAGCCUCCCCGACCAGUGAGUCCCAGAGAACAAGCGGAAACCACCUUGAAAGAAGCCUUUCCAUCCAUUGAUGCCAAUGUGGUGCGUGCCGUUCUUUCGGCAAGCGGAGGAAACAUAGAGCCCGCUUUCAAUGCCCUCCUGGGCAUGUCAGACCCAGAAUCACAACGAGAACCUGAACCACCUGCCCGACCUCCUCGACCCACUGUCCAGCCACUUUCUUCCACGCAGAUGACUCAAAUGGAGGCAGAUGAACUUUAUGCACGACAAUUAGCAGAGCAUUAUGAAGGUGCAGAUAGACAGCAGAGAGGACGUCGUGAAUCUGGAGGACGAUACAAUGAGCACCUGCAAGGCUCACGGGUUGGACGUCCAGGUGCAAGUCCGAACUCGGAUGAUGUUCCAUGGCGGAGUUUUAUUGAUGAUGACCUACCUGAAAUCCGCGACAAUAUCAAAAAAGGAUUUAUUGAGACUCAGACCACGGUCAACAAAUGGUUGACGGCGUUCAAGAAGAAAUUGGAUGGAGAAGAUGACGAUGCCACAUUUGCUGGACAAUCAGAACAACCUCCGCCAAUGCCCCCACGGCGCAGUGGAGAUAUGCGUCGAAGUGCCGACUUGCAGCGGUAUGAUGCAGACAUGCAGCCCAUUGGCGACGAUUUUUCAAAAUUGGAGCUUCGAGAUGGUGAAGCACCACCUCGCACGUCAAGCCGACCGUUAGCCAACCCGAACCUAUUUAAAUCCAGCGAAAGACGUCCAUCGCCAGGAUCGACGCGCAAGGUAUCAUUUCAAGAUGGGCCACCUGAGGAGAUUAGAGACAUGUACUCUGCUUCUCCCAAACCAGGCAACACGACCAGCACAACUACCGCUCCAGGAUCAGGAGGCAAGAGUAGCAAAUGGCAACCUUUGACUAGUAUAGAUCCCAGCCCUGUGGCUGACAAUGAUCCAUUUAGUCUGGGGGAUAGUGACGAGGAGAAGGAUGCGAAACCAAUCACGUUGAAAGACGAUGAAGCCCCCAAGGAUGAUGCCAAGGGCGAGGAUGAGCAAGUCAAGAAAGCUACCGAUGAGGCUAUGAAGGAGAGUAUAGGCGGUGAAAGUAAGUGAGAUACAAAUCCAAGGGGAGGCAUCGGGUCAAUCGAUCAGUUAUUGAGUCAUGCAAAGAUUGCAAAGAUUGUUCUCUACUGGAUUAUAGCGGUGGAUCAACUCGUUGUAAUGAUUCCAACGAAAUGUAGCUUGUGCAGAGCACCUCAGAUAAGGCUUGACAUUGGAUUACAAGCCUCGUCUUUCCAGUGAACCGAGUAUGUCGAUAUGCAUGACUUGGACGGGGCUAUUUAAUAUUGUUUAACUUGUUACAUGCUCCGUACGUACCUAGGUAUCUACCAGUAUAGGUAAGGUUAGGGGUCCUUAAUGGAUACCUGUAAACAGUUGUGAG